Messenger RNA from Fusarium subglutinans, 879 nucleotides. RefSeq lists its product as uncharacterized. The transcript has a single exon. Gene Ontology annotation, molecular function: hydrolase activity, acting on glycosyl bonds. Lineage: Eukaryota; Fungi; Ascomycota; Sordariomycetes; Hypocreales; Nectriaceae. Bases 1 to 879 code for a protein of 292 amino acids. The record is from RefSeq and is a predicted model, not a curated record.
AUGAGAUUCACUCACCCUGCACUGCUUCUGGCGCUAUGCCAGCUUGCUGCAGCAUCGCCAUGCAAGCCCUCUUCAUCGGCCACCUCCAAUGCUCCUACGAGUACCGACAACGAGUCCACAUCAUCUGCGACAGAAACAUCGACGGCGCUCUCGGUGGAAACAGGCUCAUCUACUAUCUCUCAUGAUGCGACGUUGACUGCUUCUGAGACCACAUCGACCUCCGCCUUGUCGAUCUCCACGACUUUGGUGUCAACUUCAAGCGCAGAGCCUACAACUACACUCGACGCGACAACAGAUUUGUCAACAACCUUAGAUGAGACCACGACCACUUUUGAGAGCGAGACGUCUGCUACCCUCGUCUCGACUACCACCGCCGAGGCUUCAACCACUACAUCAGCAGCCCCCGAAAUCCCAUCCAACCGCGUCAUCAACCCCGGCUUCGAGGAUGCCUCAGUCUCCCCCUGGGUAUCUAUGUCCGGGACUCUAUCCCGGAUAGCAUCCGAUGUCCACACUGGCAGUCAAUCCGGUUUCUACAGCGGCAACACCCCCAUGAGCGCAAUGCAGGGCGUAAAACAGUUCAUCGAGCCAACCUGGAUCACGCCCGGCAAGAGCUACAAGUUCUCCGCCUGGGUGAAGGUUACAAACACUGUUAACUGUGGUUCCCCCACGAUGGUUUGUGGUCAAGGCGUGGGUCAAGGCACGACUAGUUCGGUUGGGUCCAUCCAGCAGACUGGGGACUUUUAUUUGGCCAGUGUGACGUGCUCUUGGACGCAGGCUCAGUGGGAGGCCGGACCGAGUGUGCAGAUUAGGGGUUAUUGUACGGCACUUUCUUUCUUUGUGGACGAUGCGACUCUGGAGGAGGUUGAGACCUUGGGGUGA